AAAUGUUACUCAAACAGGAGUAAAUGGCAGAUCGAUUGGGAGCUAUUUUUACCCGCUAAUGUAACAUAUAUAUUUGGUGCUUUGGUGAUUUAUAGCUCGAUCUCGAUGGAAAAUAUGUUUUUGGUCUUUUCCAAACUGGCUUCAGCAGACAGCGAUAGACAGAUGGCUCAUCGAAUCACCUGCCAAGUAUUUUGUCAAAGUUCCCGCCCUUUUCCAAACUGUUGUCAAUGACGGCUUCGCAGAUACCCUCCACAGCAACAGCCUGUUCACCCUGCUGCCGUCGGGCAAGCGAUACAGAACACUACAGAGCUGCUUCUUUCCUCAGGCUCCACACUUCACCAUAAAGAAUCAUUUGUUUUGUCCUUCUAAUGAAGCAUUAAGGGACUAUAACUGCAUUUGGUUGCGCAACCCCGUGUUCUACAGUUCCACAGUGUAUUCUCCUGUCACAACAUGAACUGUUUCUCCAAGGAGAGUUUGGUUAAACCUUUCUCUUAGAAUAAAAGUCUGGAAUUUAAAGUAAAUGUGGGGGAACUUCCAUUUAUUUUCUCCUAUUUUGAGCAAUAUGUAUAAAAGCCAGAUUUCUGUCUUCACUUCUGUUUCAGUUGUGUCACUUCUCACUUAUUUCACUUCACUUCCUCUUUCUUUAACAUGUAUUUUCUGUAUUCCUCUAGUGGAUUAUUCUUUGAAGCUGCUGUACUGGUCGGAUAAAGAAAAAGUCAGACUGCAUCUGUGGGACAUCGCCGGUACGAAACAUUUUUCAGUAGAUAGAUGGAUGGCUGGACGACAUAAUGAACGUUGUGUCUUCCCUACAGGCCAAGAACGUUUCAUUUCCAUGAACAGGAUCUAUUAUAAGGGUGCGCUGGGCUGUGUUGUGAUGUUUGACGUCACCAACCCAACCAGCUUCCGUAGUUGUCGCCAUUGGAAACAGGACCUUGACAACAAGGCCAUGCUGCCCAAUGGAGACUCCAUCCCCUGCAUCCUGCUGGCCAACAAGUGCGACCUAGCUCAGCGGGCUGUGACCACAGACAGCAUUAAAAGGUUCAGUGAGGCCAACGGCUUCGUUACGUGGAUGGAGAUUUCGGUCAAAGAGAACAUGAACGUCGGAGAGGCUAUGAGGAGAUUGGUGCAAGAGAUUAUGUCGGUUGAGUCCAGUCUGGAUGGGCUCCAACACGAACCUCAAAACGUCGUUCAUCCUCAACUGUACUCAGAGAGAGGAGCAGGCUGCUGCUGAAACACAAGCGGAGGGACACGCAAACACAGGACCUGCUCAUUUCUUUAUAUCAGGGGUGGGGAACCUCCGGCCUCCGGGCCGUAUACGGAACGGUUUUUCCUGGCCAAAAUCAGGGUCCUUGAACACAACACGAGCGGAACGUGUCAUCACGUGGUCACGU
Molecule: messenger RNA, 1391 nt
Organism: Cottoperca gobio
Lineage: Eukaryota; Metazoa; Chordata; Actinopteri; Perciformes; Bovichtidae
Product: ras-related protein Rab-7L1-like
Exons: 3
Coding region: 521-1231 (236 amino acids)
Biological process (GO): phagosome-lysosome fusion; endosome to lysosome transport
Cellular component (GO): phagocytic vesicle; late endosome; lysosome
Molecular function (GO): GTP binding; GTPase activity
Source: RefSeq, a predicted model, not a curated record